This is a messenger RNA of Cheilinus undulatus (humphead wrasse), 5215 nucleotides long. Its product is annotated as complement C3-like. The record is from RefSeq and is a predicted model, not a curated record. Lineage: Eukaryota; Metazoa; Chordata; Actinopteri; Labriformes; Labridae. Gene Ontology annotation, molecular function: endopeptidase inhibitor activity; protein binding. The transcript is spliced from 42 exons. Bases 110 to 5104 code for a protein of 1664 amino acids. Gene Ontology annotation, cellular component: extracellular region.
CCACCGCUGGGAAAUCAUGUGAGCCUGUUUGUGUUCAGAGAGAAACGGGCGGCGACGGAGAGUGAAUAAAAGGAGGGUGACACUUAACAUUGUGAGAUCAGGACUGAGGAUGAGGAGGACUCUGCUGUGGCUGCUGGCCUCUCUGGCUUUUGGAUCACUCUCUCCUCUGGCUGAUGGAGCUCCAAUGCAGGUGAUGUCUGCCCCCAACUUGUUGCGAGUAGGAACAGCAGAAAACAUCUUUGUGGAGUGUCAGGACUGCACAGGGGCAGACAUCAGAGUUGAAAUCAGAGUGAUGAAUCAUCCAACCAAAAGCAAAAUGCUGGGAUCCACAUCUGUGACCCUCACUAAUGCAAACCACUUCCAGGCAUUUGGAGAAAUAAAGAUCCCUGCUGGAGACUUCAGUCGGGAUCCCAACAUGAAGCAGUACGUGUACCUACAAGCUCAGUUCCCUGACCGCCUGCUGGAGAAAGUCGUCCUGGUGUCCUUCCAGUCUGGGUACAUCUUCAUCCAGACUGACAAGACCCUCUACACCCCCGACAGUAAAGUUCGUUACAGGAUGUUUGCAGUGACAGCCAGAAUGGAGGCUGUAGAGAGAGAUGCUGAAACCGAUGAUUCUAUUGACUAUGCGAUUGUGACUCCUGAAGGCAUCAUUUUACUACUUAAUACAGUCUCUCUGAGAUCAGGGAUCUACAGCAGUGAUUACCAACUAGAUGAAAUGGCCAGUCCUGGAGUGUGGAAGAUAAUGGCAAGGUUUCACAGCAACCCACAACAGAGCUACUCUGCCGAAUUUGAAGUCAAAGAAUAUGUAUUGCCCAGUUUUGAGGUCAAACUGAUGCCUCUGACCUCCUUCUUUUACGUGGAUAGUCAAGAGUUCCCCAUUAACAUCAAAGCUACGUAUGUGUUUGGCAAAGAGGUGGAUGGGACGGCGUAUGUGUUGUUUGGGGUUAUACAAGACGAUCAAAAGAGGAGCUUUCCAGGUUCUCUUCAGAGAGUGCCGAUCCUGGGAGGUCAUGGGGUGGUUAGUCUGAAGAGAGAACACAUUACACAGACCUUCAACGUUAUGGAUCUUGUGGGGAGCUCCAUAUUUGUAGCUGUCAGCGUGCUUACAGAGAGCGGUGGUGAAAUGGUGGAGGCAGAGCUGAGAGAUAUCCAGAUUGUUACAUCACCUUACACCAUCACCUUCAAGAAAACACCAAAAUAUUUCAAACCAGGAAUGUCCUUUGAUGUUUCCGUUGAGGUUGCUAAUCCUGAUGGCACUCCAGCACAAGGUGUUCGAGUGGUGGUAGAUCCAGGCCACGUGCAGGGCCAUACCACAGCUAAUGGCAUGGCAAAGCUCACCAUCAAUACAGCCAGAACUACCAGACUGUCUAUUACUGCAAAAACAAAUGAUCCUGCCAUUCCACCUGAAAGACAGGCAGCAGCCACCAUGGCAGCUGACUCAUAUACCACCAGAAGCAACAACUUCAUCCACAUAGGUGUGGAUGCAGCUGAGGUGGGAUUAGGAGAAAAUCUGAAAAUAUACUUAAUCUUCAGCAGGCAGACAAACACCCAAAAUGAUAUCACAUACCUGGUCCUGAGCAGAGGUCAGCUGGUGAAACAUGGCAGAUACAAGGCAAGAGGUCAGGUGCUAAUUGCCUUGAUGCUUCCCAUCACUAAAGAAAUGCUGCCAUCAUUCCGCAUCAUUGCCUACUACCACACAAGCGAUAACGAAGUGGUGUCAGACUCUGUUUGGAUGGAUGUGAAGGACUCCUGCAUGGGCGGGCUGAGGUUAGAACCAGCCAGACCAGCCUAUAAGCCUCGCAGCAUGUUUGGUCUGAAGAUAACUGGAGACCCAGGGGCCAUAGUGGGACUGGUGGCAGUGGACAAAGGUGUCUACGUCCUGAACAACAAGCACCGUCUCACCCAGAAGAAGGUGUGGGACGCUGUAGAGAAAUUCGACACAGGCUGCACACCAGGAGGAGGCAGAGAUGGUAUGGGUGUGUUCUACGAUGCUGGACUGCUGUUUGAGUCCAACACUGGUUCUGGGACUCCAUACAGAAAAGAAUUGAGAUGUCCGGUCCCCUCCAGGAGGAAAAGAUCCACCACCAUAAUGGAAGUUACAACCAGCUCAUUGAGUGAUUACAAAGAUGAACUACGACAUGACUGUUGUCAGGAGGGCUUAAAGGAGACCCCUGUUUCAUACAGCUGUGAGAUUCGCAGCAGGUACAUUGAAAAGGAUAAAGCCUGUGUCAAAGCCUUCCUGCAAUGCUGCAGGGACAUGGAAAACCAGCGAGCAGAUCAUAGGGAGGACAACCUCCAACUGGUUCGCAGUAAGAGACAGGAACAUGUGAUGGGGCACUCUGGGUCUUCUGGAAUUGAGGACGGUUACAUGGUCAGUGAGGAAAUUGUGUGUCGCACCCAUUUCCCUGAGAGCUGGCUCUGGUCUGAUGUUAAACUUCCCAAUUGUCCUCGACAAAACCCGAACUGUGACACCGCAUCAUUUUUGAAACAUUUUCCUUUGCAAGAUUCAUUGACAACAUGGAAAAUUAUUGGUGUCAGUCUGUCCCGAACUCAUGGAAUCUGUGUUGGUGAGCCAUUAGAACUAAUUACGAGGAAGGAGUUCUUCAUUGAUCUCAGACUGCCCUACUCUGCUGUCAAAGGAGAGCAGAUUGAAGUCAAAGCAAUCCUCCAUAACUACAGCCCAGAUUCUGCAACAGUGCGUGUGGAUCUGAGGGAGGAGGAGAAUGUGUGUAGUGCCGCCUCCAAACUUGCACGGUUUCGUCAGGAGGUUACUGUUGGACCUCAGACUACACAAUCUGUACCCUUUCUCAUUAUUCCUAUGAAAGAAGGACAGUACACCAUUGAGGUCAAGGCAGCUGUGAGGAACUCAAGUCUCACUGAUGGAGUCAUAAAGGUUUUACGUGUGGUGCCUCAAGGUGUUUUAGUGAAAUCUCCUCAGUUUGUAAUUCUAGACCCCGCAACUAAAGGUGUAGAUGGUAUACAAGAAGAAAUCCUGAACAGCGGAAUUCCUAAUAGAGAUUUGGUUCCCAACACACCAACCAGAACCCAGAUCUCUGUGACAGGAGGAGAAGGCACUUCAGCGUUGGUGGAGAACCCCAUUAGUGGACGAUCAAUGGAGAACCUGUUCUCCCAGCCUAGUGGCAGUGGAGAGAACGUCAUAAGCCGCAUGACCCUUCCAGUCAUCGCCACAACAUACCUGGACAAAACAAACCAGUGGGAAACUGUGGGCUUUCAGAAACGUAACGAGGCCCUUCAGUAUAUCCAGGACGGCUACCAAAGACAACUGCUCUUUCGAAAAAGUGACGGGUCAUUUGCCGUGUUUAGCAGCCAGAGAAGCAGCACCUGGUUGACUGCCUAUGUUGCCAAGGUGUUUACCAUGGCCAACAGGCUGGUAGUAGUGCAACGCCAAGUGAUCUGUGAUGCUGUCAAGUUUCUGAUUCUCAAUGCACAGCAGUCUGACGGCAGGUUCAGAGAAGUUGGAAGAGUGUUAGAUAAAACAAUGAUUGGUGACGUGGAAGGUAUCGACUCAGAUGCCUCCAUGACUGCCUUCUGCCUCAUUGCCCUACAGGGGUCACGUAUACUGUGUUCAGACCAAAUACAUAGUUUACCUGGCAGUAUUGACAAAGCAGUGGCCUACCUGGAGAAUCGUCUGCCCAGCCUCACAAACCCAUAUGCUGUUGCCAUGGCAUCAUACGCCCUCGCCAAUGAAAACAAAUUGAACAGAGAAAUCCUUUACAGAUUCAUUUCCCCAGAGUUUUCACACUGGCCAGUAGUUAAGGGACAAGUAUACACCCUGGAGGCCACAGCUUAUGCUCUUCUUGCUCUUGUGAAGGCCAAGGCCUUUGAAGAUGCCCGACCUGUUGUCAGAUGGUUCAACAAACAGCAGAAGGUGGGCGGAGGUUAUGGAUCAACUCAGGCUACCAAAAUGGUGUACCAGGCUGUUGCUGAGUACUGGGUCAGUGCUAAAGAGAUGGAGUAUGAUCUAAAUGUGCAGAUCUUGUUACCAGGCAGAUUGAAGCCAGUAAAAUACAACUUCAACAGUCUCAACAUCCACACUACGAGAACAGCUAAAAUCAGCGCUAUCAAUGAGAACAUAACAGUGACUGCCGCAGGGGCAGGACAGGCCACAGUGAAGAUGGUGUCGAUGUAUUACACUCUGCCUAGGGAAAAGGAGAGUGACUGUCAGAAGUUUAAAUUGUCUGUACAGCUACUCCUAGAGCGGGUGGGUGAAGAUGAGAAGAUAUACAGGCUGACAAUAGAGAUUUUGUACAAAGACCCAGACCGUGAUGCAACCAUGUCAAUUUUGGAUGUCGGCUUGUUAACUGGCGUCACUGUCAACACACAAGACCUGGACUUAUUAAGUAGAGGACGUGCUCGCACCAUCGCCAAAUAUGAGAUGAACACAGCGCUAUCAGAAAGAGGCUCUCUCAUCAUCUACCUGGACAAGGUUUCUCACACUCGUCCAGAAGAGAUCACAUUUAGGAUUCAUCAGAGGUUGAAAGUUGGAGUGCUACAACCAGCUGCUGUGUCCGUCUAUGAAUACUAUGACCAAACAUCCUGUAUGAAGUUUUAUCACCCGGAGAGGGAAGCUGGACAGGUGCUGCAGCUCUGCAAUAAUGAUGAAUGCAUAUGUGCAGAAGAGACCUGCGCGAUGCAGAAAAAGGGGACAAUCAACACUGCUGAGCGUAUUCUUAAAGCCUGUGAGAGCACACAGACCAGCAAAACAGACUUUGUGUACAAAGUGAGUCUGGAACAAUUUACUGAGAGUUCGUCCACUGACAUUUAUACGAUGCGGGUGGUAGAGGUCAUCAGAGAAGGAAUUACUGAUGUCGGUCCUUGGAGUAAACUGCGUACAUUCCUCAGUUUGCAACACUGCAGGGAGUCUUUGGAUCUGAGGAUUGGCAAAACCUACCUGAUCAUGGGCACAUCUGAAGAUAUUCACAGAGAUGAGCAAAAUCUAUCGUAUCAGUAUGUUCUCAGCAAGAUAACUUGGAUCGAGUACUGGCCCACGGAAGCUGAAUGUCUGAUCAAUAAGUACCGACCCUCCUGUUUGGGCAUAGAGGAGCUUGUCUCAUUGUAUGAACUCUUUGGGUGUCAGCAGUAGAGAAACUCAAAAACAGAAAAUGUAAUUUUCAAAUUGUUGUGCAUUAUUCAAAUUUUGUAAGAGCUACCAAAGAUAUUUUGCACUGUGUGGAUUAAAAUAUAAAACCUCUGA